This is a messenger RNA of Kuraishia capsulata CBS 1993, 3222 nucleotides long. RefSeq lists its product as uncharacterized. NCBI's taxonomy places the organism in Eukaryota, Fungi, Ascomycota, Pichiomycetes, Pichiales, Pichiaceae. Gene Ontology annotation, molecular function: isoleucine-tRNA ligase activity; aminoacyl-tRNA deacylase activity; tRNA binding. The transcript has a single exon. Bases 1 to 3222 code for a protein of 1073 amino acids. The record is from RefSeq and is a predicted model, not a curated record. Gene Ontology annotation, biological process: isoleucyl-tRNA aminoacylation.
AUGUCUGAACUUGAGAACAAGAGUAUCAACUUCCCGCAAGAGGAGGAGAAAACUCUUGCCUUCUGGGGUGAGAUCGAUGCCUUCCAGACCUCUUUGGAGCUUACAAAGGACAAGACCCCGUUCACCUUCUAUGACGGACCACCCUUUGCCACCGGAACCCCACACUAUGGCCAUAUUUUGGCCUCCACUAUUAAGGACAUUGUGCCCAGAUAUGCCACUAUGACUGGCCACUUUGUCGAGCGUCGUUUUGGCUGGGAUACCCAUGGUCUGCCAGUUGAGCACGAGAUUGACAAGAAGCUUGGUAUCAAGAGCAAGGAAGAUGUCAUGGCCAUGGGAAUUGCCAAAUACAACGAGGAAUGUCGUGCCAUUGUUAUGACUUACGCUGACGAAUGGAGAAGGACUAUUGGUAGAAUGGGUCGUUGGAUCGACUUUGACAACGAUUACAAAACCUUGUAUCCUGAGUUCAUGGAGUCGGUUUGGUGGGUAUUCAAGGAACUUUACAAGAAAGGUGCUGUUUACCAAGGAUUGAGGGUUAUGCCUUACUCUACGGGUGUUACUACUGCUCUUUCGAAUUUCGAGGCUCAAUCCAAUUAUAAGGAUGUGAACGAUCCAGCAGUCACCAUUGGAUUCCCAUUGAAGGAUGACCCGAAGACUGUCUUGGCUGCCUGGACCACCACCCCAUGGACCCUGCCAUCCAAUAUUGGUUUGGCAGUGAACCCAGAUUUUGAGUAUGCUAAGGUGUUUGACGAAGAGACCGGCAUCACCUACAUCAUACUGGAAAAGCUGAUAAAGUCUCUGUACCAAAAGCCUCAGAAGGCCAAAUACAAGAUUGUCGGCCACAUCAAGGGUAAAGAGAUGGAAGGCUGGAAGUACGAGCCUCUGUUCGACUACUUUUAUGAGCAGUUCAAGGAGACUGGUUUUAGAGUCAUCUUGGCUGAUUAUGUUACCGACGAAUCUGGUACGGGUGUUGUUCACCAGGCCCCAUCGUUUGGUGAGGUGGAUUUCGAAGCAGCCACUGCUGCCGGUAUCAUCAACAACAAGUUGACUCCUCCAAACCCUGUCGAUGACAACGGUAAGUUCACCGACGAGGUCCCUGACUUCAAGGGCGUCUAUGUCAAAGAUGCAGAUGCUUUGAUCAUCAAGCACUUGAAGGAGAACGGAAAGCUUUUGCUUGCCUCUCAGAUCAGACAUAGUUAUCCUUUCUGUUGGAGAUCGGACACCCCCCUCAUCUACAGAACCGUUCCUUCCUGGUUUGUGGAUGUGAAGAACAUCAUUCCAGAGAUGUUGGAGAACGUUGAGAAGACCCACUGGGUUCCCCAGACCAUCAAGGAGAAGAGAUUCUCCAACUGGAUUGCCAACGCCCGUGACUGGAAUAUCUCUCGUAACCGUUACUGGGGUACCCCAAUCCCAUUGUGGGUGAGUGACGAUAUGGAGGAGAUUGUCUGCAUUGGUUCUAUCCAAGAACUGAAGGAUCUUUCUGGAGUUCAAGAUAUCACCGACAUGCACCGUGAGUCCAUUGACCACAUCACAAUCCCAUCGAAGCUAGGCAAGGGUGUCUUGAAGAGAAUUGAGCCUGUUUUCGACUGUUGGUUCGAAUCCGGUUCCAUGCCUUAUGCUUCUCGUCACUACCCAUUCGAAGAGAAGGAUUCUUUCGAGAGCCGUUUCCCAGCUAACUUCAUCUCAGAAGGUCUGGACCAGACCAGAGGCUGGUUCUACACCUUGACUAUCCUGGGUACGCAUCUUUUCAAGACUGCCCCUUUCAAAAACGUCAUUGUUACGGGUAUUGUUUUAGCUGCUGAUGGUAAGAAGAUGUCCAAGAGAUUGAAAAACUACCCUGACCCAACUCUUCUGCUAGACAAGUAUGGUGCCGAUGCUUUGCGUCUGUACCUGAUCAACUCUCCAAUUCUUAGAGCCGACCCAUUGAAAUUCAAGGAGGAAGGUGUCAAGGAGGUUGUUUCGAAGGUGUUGUUGCCAUGGUGGAACUCCUAUAAGUUUCUGGAAGGCCAAGUCGCUCUUCUAAAGAAGUUGAACGACGUUGACUUUAAGUUUGAUCCAAAGUCCAGAAGUGAAAACGUCAUGGACAGAUGGAUCUUGGCUUCCACUCAAUCCCUGAUCAAGUUCAUCCACCAAGAGAUGAACGAGUACAGAUUGUACACCGUUGUUCCCAAGCUGUUGAACAUGAUCGACGACUUGACGAACUGGUACAUCAGAUUCAAUCGUCGUCGUCUCAAGGGUGAAAACGGUCUCGAAGACUGUUUGAAGGCUAUGAAUACCUUGACAGAGACUUUGUUCACUCUUGUAAGGGCCAUGGCUCCAUUCACUCCAUUUUUGUCAGACACUAUCUACAGAAAGAUGAGCGUUUUGUUCACACCAGAGACUUUGGCCGAAUACGGCGUUGACACCAGAUCCGUGCACUUCUUGUCUUUCCCUGUGGUGAAGCAGGAGUACUUUGACGAGAAGAUCGAGCUUGCUGUUUCGCGCAUGCAGAAGGUCAUCGAAUUGGGAAGGUCAAUUCGUGAUAAGAAGACCAUUUCCUUGAAGACUCCUUUGAAGUCAUUGGUCAUUUUGCAUGCCGACCCAGGCUACCUUAAGGAUGUCGAGUCUUUGAAACUAUACAUUUCAGAAGAGCUGAACGUUCGUGAUGUCUUGAUCAGCUCCAACGAGGACGAAUACGGAGUCGAAUACUCGGUGGUGGCUGACUGGCCUGUCUUGGGUAAAAAGUUGAAGAAGGACGCCAAGAAGGUCAAGGAUGCCUUGCCAUCUUUGACAUCUGCUCAAAUCAAGGAGUUCAUGAGCUCAGGAAAGAUCGAAGUUGCCGGUCUUGAGCUUGUGACUGAAGACCUUUCUGUCCAGAGAGGUUUGCCAGAGUCUAAGACUGCUGGAGGAAUGGAAGCCAGAUCUGAACAAGAUGUCUUGAUCAUCCUGGAUAUCAACAUGCACGCGGACUUGAAGACCGAGGGUGUUGCAAGAGAGCUCAUCAACCGUAUCCAGAGACUGCGUAAGAAGUGUCUGUUGGAUGCCACUGAUGAUGUUAUCGUGCAGUAUGAAAUCCUGAACGACACCGUUGGACUUCAAGAGGCUAUUGUCAACAACGAGGAUAUGCUGACGAAAGCGUGUAGACACCCAUUGCAGCCCAGAGCUGACUCUGAUAAGGCUGUUGUCACAGACGAAGAGGUUUCUAUCAACGAUACAUUGGUUCGUCUGAGGUUGUUGAAGCUGUAG